AUGAGUCUAUUCGUGGACUUGCGACAGAUCAAGACGUCGGUUACGAAUCUCUCCGAGAUGGUAGACAGAAUAUCAAGUUCGGCUAUCAAAGAGAAAGCGAAAAGUGAAUGCGCAAAGAACAUCGACAAUCCGUACUACGGCGGAUCCAUUUACAAGCCGACUACAUUAGGGUUCGGCGUACGAUUCUCACAAAGUCAAGAAGACGUCUACGGAAAUAUGCCUUCAGCACGACUGCGGAGUCACAUGUCCUUGCCCAACUUGGGUAAACCCGAUGAUGAAGAUAAAAUAGGCAGCGCCCAAGGCGAUGGACACCCAAAAAUAGUAGAAAUAGACGACGAAAGCUCCAGCAAUUGUAACAGCUCUAAACCAGUGAUACAAAUAUCUACAGAAAACCUCAACGAUUGGAUACUGGCCUCGUUGAAGAAACGUCCGCAUUUCGACGACAGUGGUGACACCCACCCAAUGGACUUCUUAGAGAACGUUAAAUACUACAUUUCCGAUUUCAACAUCGCGCCAGGCAAACAGCUGCCUUUCAUAAUGUCAUGCCUCGACGGCAUACCUUUGAUGUGGGCGCGUUGUUUCCGCGAAGAGUUUAGGGACGCCGAGAGCUUCUAUGGCGCAUUCGAGCAGGAGUAUUGGGGUCCGGAUAGGCAGAAGCUGAUCCUGUACGACAUGAAACUCGGCAAGUUCGACGAGGGGGAGACAAAGAUGAGUAUGUCGGAGUACUUCCUGCACAAGGUAACGAACUACAAGCACCUGACGCCGCCGCCCUCCGAUCUGGAGAUCGUUUACUCUUUGGCGGCCCACUUCCCUUCCGCGGUGGAGCUUGAAAUGCGGCUGACCCCGAAGCCAACGCUACGCGAGGCAUACAGCCUUCUACGAAGGAGGGAAGGCGAGGCCAACGACUUCUUGCCCAAUUAUCUGUUCGAAAUGUGCGAGGCGUUCCAGCGCGGCUGUCGAGCGGAGGCCAGCCAACGACAUCAGGCUUCCCAAGCCACGUGCAGCGUCGAAAAGGAGAAGAAG
Iphiclides podalirius (scarce swallowtail) is the source of this 1023-nucleotide messenger RNA. The record is from the annotation of a GenBank genome assembly. NCBI's taxonomy places the organism in Eukaryota, Metazoa, Arthropoda, Insecta, Lepidoptera, Papilionidae.